AAAAAAAAAAGAACAAUUUAUCUAGAGAGAGAAAGGGCCUCUUCUCUGCUGCCAAAAAAGGACGAUACAUCGGAGAGAGAGGGACAUAUAUUUACGAGAGUUAUACUCUGAGAGAGCGAGAGAGAGACAAUCAGUUUACUGAACUCUCUGGUUCAAUCUUUUUUAAAUUCCUCUGAGAUCUUCUGAUCUUUCCUAUACCUUUUGAAACGAAUGUUUUAUAUUUUUUGAGAUUUUCUCAUCUUCGCCAAUUUUUCGGCAAUUCCAGCUUUCAAUUUUGUUUAUAGAACCCUUCUUUUUUUUUUUUCCGUUUUGAUUCUUCAAGAAUUAAGCUUUUGAAGUUACUUUAUGGAGACGUUUGGUGAUUGAAAUUAGGGCUCUUAGAAAGUGGGAGCUACUUGAGAUGCAUUUGAUGGUUGGUCGGAACUUUUAGGGUUUGAUCAGGUCGUCACUGGAGCGAACCAUAUCUAAUUUUUCAACUUUUGAACUCUUGGGGUUACAAUCAUUACGUAUAGAAACGAAGGAUUGGAUCCAUCGAUUAUUGUUUCCACUAAGUUGAUCAUUAAAUGUAUUUUGGAGUCUGCGCAUUAAAUCUGCGGAAGCGUGUUUUUUGACUACUGUGAGUACGGAGGCCGUACUUGAAUUUACGCGACGAUUGUUUGUUCUGAGAAAUCUAGUUUUGAUUCUGCAGACUGUAUUUUAAGAACUGUGUUUGUACCUGCCCAGACUAGGAAAUACAUACCAGAUUGAGGGUUUCUUCGCUACAAGGUUACUUACUUCAGCCGUGUUGACAAACCUGGUAAACAGAAUUUGGGGCUAAACUUCAGCAUUUGAGUCUUGGCAAUAUUAUCAUUCCGAGUUUAGCUAUUGAUAAAGAUCUUUCAAUUUCUAGAGACCAUUUGGGGUUAAGAGGAUACAUGAUGAAUUUUGAUUGGAGGACUAGGGCUUGAUUUUGAAACUGGAAAUGAGUGCAGGGACAUGGUGAAUGGACAAGGGCAUAGCUUCAGGUCUGUUCCUGUGUUGGAACAACACUGCAGUAAACUAGGAGAAGCUUUUUGGUUAGUGGAAGGACCCCAACUUGUCCUCUGCGGGAUUGAGUGCAAUGUCUCGCUGCUUUCCAUUUCCUCCACCGGGAUAUGAAAAGAAGAUUACAAUUGAUGAUACUGGCCUUCUGAAAGAGGAGAAACACAAGGAGAAAAAACAUAAGAAGGAUAAAGAAAAGAGGGAUAGAGAUAAAGACAGAAGCAAGGAAAAACACAAGGAAAAGAAGGAGCGCAAGGAGAAGCGCAAGGGUAAGGAUAGGGAAAGAGAUAAGCACCAAGACAAGAUUUCCAAUGAGAAGAGGAUUGGACAGCAAGGGUGUUCUAGUGCAGAAAAUCUCGGUUCAAAGUGCUUGCAGAAUAAUGGGAUUACCAAUAAUAAAUACAUGCAGGAGUUGGCCAGAAGAAUCGUGGAUGCAGACACAACAGCAGGAAGCCAAAUGGUUCAGAAGAUUGAUCCUGCAAAAAAGAGAAAAGCUGAACAAUUGGCAGAGCCAGCAGAGAACAACAAUGGCAAUCAUGCUAAAGAAGAAGGGAAACCAAAGGUUAAGAUUGGAGAUGGCAGGAGGGUCAGUGGGUUUACAGACCAUUUUGAGGCAAGCUGUCUGGAAAAUGCAAUUGGUGAAAACCUUUUCGGAAUGGAUUGGAAAAGAGUUGAUGAAAUCUCCUUAUCAAAGGAGAAUCAAUUGGAUGGACAAGAGAAGAAGAAAAACAAGGAAAGUGGUAGGAGUGAUAGACAGAAGGAUAGACAUAAAGAGCAAUCAAGAAUGCCAAUUGAUAACAAUUGGGAGAAAGAAAAUAAGAAAGAGGAGAAAGCGAAGGAGGUGAACGGGCAAAGUAAUGGUCAUCUUACAUUAAAAGAACAAAGUGUUAGGUUAAAAGAAAGUGGCAAGGAUGCUAUAGAUUCAAGCAAUUUUAAGCCACCAAGUCUUUUAAAGACGAGCAGUAAAAAUUCUGUUGGCGAGGGAAAUGUUGGCAAACGAAAAGAUCUCGAGUUGAAUAGACUUUUACCUGAGAAUGGAUCUGGGCCUAAUAAGUUUCCGAGACCGAUAUCUUCUCACUCAGUCAUAGAAAACGGAAAGAAAUCGGAACCAUGCGAAACUGCUUUCCAGCCUACAUCUGAGAAGCAGGGGCCAGUUCACUGCCAAAGAGUGGAUGUUAAGGAACAUGGAAUAAACAGUGUCGUAAAGGAUCAAGGACCCAAUGCAUGCUCAACAAGGUCUUCAUCUUCUGUUCUAGCAGUGCACAGCAGUGGUGACACAUCUGCAAAGCCACCACAUCCUGAUUCCAAGUAUUUGAGUCAGAUACUUGCUGUACCCAAAGUGGAGUGGUCUGAUUUUGAUGAUCAGGAAUGGCUGUUUAGCAGCGAUCAUCUAUUGUCAAAGAAGCCGAAAGUGACUUGUAAUUUGGUUGAUAGGACACCACAAGUGUGGGCAGAUGCUCUAAAGAUAGAUUCUGCCGAUGUUACUGCGCUGCCAUAUGUCAUUCCAUACUAAUUCCUAUUGAAUGGGUUUGAUUUUCCCAUAGGAUUAUACUGAGAAUCUUCCAGGCAGGUACCUCAGAAUCUGGGUCUUGACUACAUUGUUCCGUUAUCCUGGCCUGUUUUUUUGUUUGGCACUGUUAGUUCUUAGGAUAGAUUGCUGAUUAGUUCUGAUCUCUUUUGGAGUAAAGUUCUACUGGUUUCUGGAUUCCUUGUCCUGAAGGUGAUUAUUUUGAGGUCUGAUUAUGAUGCUGUGGCUAAGGAGAGCAUGAUAGUUGAAAAGCCCCCUGAAGUUUCAGCAGCUGCAAGCUUACAUCUUGCUGGUCUCACAGCACAUACCAGGCUCUCCAAACUGCAGGGAUCAAGCUUAUGGAAGUGGCUGUUACAAAUGCAUUCCCAAGCUUUGCCAAUUGGAACAGCAUAGAGGCCAACGCCAGAGCUUAAGCUUAGGGCUAAUGAAACUGUUAUUUUCUUUUUAUGACGAGGAACCAUGAUCAUAUCCCAUGUAAAUUCCGGAUGUUUUAAUGUUGUAUUUUAUUAUUUAUUCAUUGAAAAGAAUCGGUGAAUGUUACUGUUU
Molecule: messenger RNA, 3094 nt
Organism: Tripterygium wilfordii
Lineage: Eukaryota; Viridiplantae; Streptophyta; Magnoliopsida; Celastrales; Celastraceae
Product: glutamic acid-rich protein-like
Exons: 4
Coding region: 1100-2533 (477 amino acids)
Source: RefSeq, a predicted model, not a curated record